Messenger RNA from Planococcus citri (citrus mealybug), 983 nucleotides. RefSeq lists its product as uncharacterized. The transcript has 3 exons. Gene Ontology annotation, molecular function: protein binding; serine-type endopeptidase inhibitor activity. The record is from RefSeq and is a predicted model, not a curated record. NCBI's taxonomy places the organism in Eukaryota, Metazoa, Arthropoda, Insecta, Hemiptera, Pseudococcidae. The coding region runs from base 290 to 751 and encodes 153 amino acids.
CUAGUUUUUGAUCGACGUGAUCACGUGAAUUUGACGUCAUUUUUCUUAAAUACAUAGGUACAGAGUAGUUACAAAAAUCCAACGUGGGUAUUCGGUAAUUUCCCAACGUGUGAUUAGUUAUAUAGUUACGAUUUUUCAAAUACUGUGCUUAUAAAUAGCAAAAUUUCUCUCUUGAUUGGUUCAUAACUCUUUGAACGUUUCGUGAAACUAGUGAAAAAGUGGUUGAUGUGAUUUUUUUUCCUUUAAAUUUUCAAUUUUUGAUUAGUGUUUGUAAUAUAAUCUAACAGAUAUGUUGCAGUUGAUGAAAAUUUACAGCGUUUUACUAAUCGCUUUUUUGGCAUUGGCCGAAGCAGUGGAAGAAGCACCAGCCCCAGCCCCAGCACGUGCCACUUUAUCAGAUCAAUCUGCUGAUUUACCGCCUUCGAUUCCAUUAGCAUUAGCUUUAAAGAUGAACGCUCGAAUUAAAAGACAACCUCAGCGAUUAUCUUGGACUACUCAGAGACCAAUUGUGAACCGUAUCUCGAACCAUAAUUGGGCAGAUGAAUCCGAAUGUAUAAGAAAUUGUCCAGCUACUAACCAGUGGAAACCUGUUUGCGGCACUGAUAAUUUAUCGUACGCGAAUAUGAAUAAAUUGAGAUGCGCUCAAAUGUGCGGAAAACAGGUUGCAUACGUGUACAACGGAUCCUGUUACACCACCGAACCUCCUACAAAUACAUCACCAAUUUAUAGUGCGAAUGGCUCGCUUCAAUAGAUCUAUAGGUAUACGUGUGAAAGAAGAUGAUUAAUUGAUGGCAUUCUGUGAUAAAUACCUACCUAUUGAAUUAUAGCACCGCGACAUUGUUAACCUACUAAAUAAUACCUACCUAUUUUAUAAUAUUAUUAUUAGUGUUAAGUCAGUUAUGUUAUACCAAUCAACUCGCUUGUUUGUGAUUUUUUUUUUUUACUUAUUAAUAUUAAGGACCCGAUUAAAAAUUUUCCUAUUA